CAUAUUUCAUUUAUACUUGCCUUGCACAGGGGAAUACGUGACGUACAGUCAAGCCAAUGGCAGCAGUUCUUCAAUAAUCAGUCGGAGGGAGACAGAAUGCACAGCAUCUGCCAGCGACAGCAGCAAGUGCAGUCGAACCGAGAGGACCUGUGCCGCCGAAGCGCUGAUAACAACUGCACGGAUGCCUGGUCUUGGACCAUAACGGAUAUCACACUGAAUUUCUUGUUUUAAUUUCAUAUUAUAGUUUAGCUGUAGGACGUUGAAUAACAACAGUUAUUUUUCUACGAAUCGCGCCAUCGCUGUUGGUCAUUCAUUCGGAGGGCUCGCCCUUUCUCCGGGAGUCUGAAUGGAAGCAGCACUGCCAGCAGCUGAGGGAGCGGUUGGGCUGUCAGAGGCCAGGGAAGCGAGUCCUUUUUCCGGGGCCACAGCAUCCGAGGAUGCGGACACUGUCAUUGGAGUUAGCUAUGGAAUGGAUAGCGACUUCGAUUUUUCUGCUAGAAAAGCACACAUCACAGAGCUGCCUGGUGUCUCAGGCCUACCAGGCCAGGUUAAGAGGAUGGGCCACAGGGGAGUGGAUGCGUCCGGAGAGACCACCUACAAGAAGACCACGUCCUCUGCCUUGAAAGGUGCCAUCCAGCUGGGCAUUGGCUACACGGUGGGCAACCUGAGCUCCAAGCCUGAGAGAGACGUUCUCAUGCAGGACUUCUAUGUGGUUGAGAGCAUCUUCUUUCCCAGUGAAGGCAGCAACCUGACUCCAGCCCACCACUUCCCAGACUUCCGCUUUAAGACGUACGCUCCUGUGGCCUUCCGCUACUUCAGGGAGCUCUUUGGGAUCAGGCCUGAUGACUACCUGUACUCCCUGUGUAACGAGCCCCUGAUCGAGCUGUCCAACCCCGGGGCCAGUGGCUCUGUGUUCUACCUGACCAAGGACGAUGAGUUCAUCAUCAAGACCGUCAUGCACAAGGAGGCCGAGUUUCUACAGAAGCUGCUGCCUGGCUACUACAUGAACCUCAACCAGAACCCUCGCACCCUGCUCCCCAAAUUUUUCGGCCUGUACUGCAUCCAGUCUGGCGGUAAGAACAUCCGCAUGGUGGUCAUGAACAACGUUCUACCGCGUGCCGUCCGCAUGCACCUCAAGUUCGACCUAAAGGGCUCCACAUACAAACGCUGUGCCUCCAAGAAGGAGAGACAGAAGGCCAAGCCCACCUUCAAAGACCUGGACUUCAUGCAGGAUCUGCAGGACGGCCUGAUGCUGGACCAGGAUAUGUACAGCGCUCUGGUCAAGACCCUGCAGAGAGACUGUCUGGUGCUGGAGAGCUUUAAGAUCAUGGACUACAGCUUGCUCCUGGGGGUACAUAACAUCGACCAGGCAGAGCGGGAGCAGCAGAUGGAGGGAGGAGAGAAGGAUGAGAAGAGGCCUGUGGCCCAGAAGGCCCUCUACUCCACCGCCAUGGAGUCCAUCCAGGGAGGGGCUGCCUGCGGAGAGUCUAUCGACACUGACGACACGAUGGGAGGCAUCCCAGCAGUCAACGGGAAAGGAGAGCGUCUACUCCUCUACAUCGGAAUCAUCGACAUCCUGCAAUCCUACAGGUUAAUAAAGAAACUGGAGCACACGUGGAAGGCUUUGGUUCACGAUGGGGACACUGUAUCAGUCCAUCGGCCGGGCUUCUAUGCAGACAGGUUCUUCAAAUUCAUGAGCAGCAAUGUGUUCAAGAAGAGCUCCUCCUUGAAGUCUUCUCCCAUUAAGAAGGGUCGUGUGGGCCUGACGGUGCCUAAGUACACUGGCCCCGGGGCCGCCUGGUCAGCCAGCCAGUUGCCCUCAGAGAGAGACGAUAACAUCUAUGACCUGAGAGGAGCACGCAGCUUCCCCACGCUGGAGGACGAGGGGCGACCAGACCUCCUCCCCUGCACCCCUCCGUCGUUUGAGGAUGCGACCACGGCCUCCAUCGCCACCACGCUCUCCUCCACCACCUCUCUGUCCAUCCCAGAGAGGUCUCCUUCAGACGCUGGAGCAGAGCACCCCCGCUACAGGUACCAGAACAACAGCUCUGAGAGAAGGAGGCACACCCAGUCUGUCAGCCAUGACGGGAGGACCCAGGAGGAGGUGCGUGUGCGUUUGGAGGAGCAGCAGACCAUCACGGUGGAGGUGGAGGUGAAGAGACAUGACAGCGAGCCCACCAUCACAGCCCCACAGCCCUCUCCAGAGACCAGUGAGGUACCAGAGGUAGCUUCUGCUGCUGUUGUUGCCCCACCCUCCACCUCUGCCCCGGCCCCUGAUACCCCUGGGGCCCCUGCUGAAGCCUCUGCAGCUGAGGCCUCUGGCCCGGAGACCCCUGCUUCGGCGCCGGAGGCACCUGCCAGUUCCAAGGUGGUGGUAGAGGCUGAGCGGGACCGCCGGGGCAGCAUGGUGUCAGGGUCCGGCUGCACCAGCCAAGCCUCCCAGGAUGACGAGGAUGACGUAACAAUUACAGACAUCUACUUUCUUGCAGACGGGAGAACCUGGGUGUUCUCUCCUGUCCCGUCGGAGGAGAAAGCUGCAGUCCCCCAGAGGACAGGACCUGGGUGUACUCCCCUCUGCACUAUGGCAGUGAGUCUAAUACCUUGCCGGAUGGGCAGGAGAGCGAGACAUAAACACUUCUCUGUAGAGCUGAGAGGAGAAUGAUUCCGUGGAGAGAGGAGCCAUCAGAUUGAUCCCCAGGCCUUUGAGUGGCAGGCAGCAAAAGGAUUCCAGUCCAGACCUGUAUUUUAAACCAUGGAUACAAAAACAGAACAGACUAAAUACUGGGAGGAAACCCCCCUCGACGUCCUGUGAUCAUUGUGUUGAUGAUAUGAUCCAUUCCUCUCCUUUCACCCCACCUCAACAAAAAAUGACCAUACCAGAAGAACAACUCAAAUGGCUAGGCUACGUCUAGCAUGCCCCAUAAGAACAGGGGCGUUGAGUCGUCUCUGCUACUCGCCACACAUUCCCAACGGUCGUUACAGUCAAAUGGUCAUAUGUAUUGAAUUGAUAUCAUGUUAAUUUAUAUUGUUUUCUUUUUCUUUGUUUUUAGUUUAGUUUUGUUUCUAUUUUUUUUUAUUUUUCUGGACUUUCUUCUGCCAUUUUUUUAUUUCCAUAAACAGAAUUUUUUUUGUUAGACUGUGUUUCACAAAAUAUGAUUUUGGGCAUUUUAUAAGCCUACUGUAUUGUUUUACAGGUUUGUUUUUUCGUUGUCAAGUAUUUAUUUUGACAUUUCUAUCACAGUAUUGCUACACUUCCCAUACACUCCUGCUGAAUGCACCUCUCAUGAGGCUCCAAGCCUCAAAACCAGAUCAUUGCAACACUAACUAAUGUUGAGACAUUGUCUAUCAUUUCAAAAUCCUACAUCAUUACAAUGUCUUCCAGGACCACCCAGCUUCUGGAUAAAUGUAAACAAAUCAUUUUCCAAGCAUAAUGAGUCAUUGAGUUCUCUUAAUAUGAAAUGAAAUACCAACAGUUCAGCAGUCAAACUUUGGCACUGAAUUUUAGCUCUGCUGGACAUAGCCUACUAGUCUGGCUAAUACCUAACUCAAAGUCAUCCUGACUUCAGAGUUUGGAAAGGCUAUUUUGUGCACGAUGCGUCGAUAAUGAAGGGGAUGUGCUUUUUUACUGAUUGGUUCUCUUCUGUGUUUUUCUCACUCCAACACCCACAUGGACAGCCAUACACAGCUCUCCAAUACAACUGUUGGAUUUUGAAAUCCAAACAAGGUGAGGUCUCAACUCCCCCCAGGAAAAAAGAGAACCAAUCAAAGCUCAGCACAUUAAGGAGCACAUUUCUGCACAAAUACUGCAUUUACAAUGGCCUCCUGUACAGACCAGUGUGUCACAGCUCUCCCUCACGAUGAGUUACUUGAGUUGGGUCAGCAAGGCUAGUGACCUUAGGCUAAUGGAUUGGAUUACUUAGGCCAAAUAACUCACAAUAUCAUAUCAUCGCCAGAAUGAAUUCAUACUUCUGUUAUUUAGUAAACGUUAAUCAGAAAGGGAAUUCAGGCUGCUUUGACAGCACUUUAUGUAUUAACAAUCAUUAAGACGUGAAAGUGACGUCUUCAUCACAAUCAUCUGGCAUAGGAUUAAUGUUUUUUUGUCUUUAUGUGGAUGACAUGUUUUAAGAUUUAAGUUACGUUUUCAACUGUUUUAUUGCUCUUUUUCUGUUUCACACUUGGCUGUUUUUAAGUUAAAGUUGGUGUGUUUGUAUGUCUGCGUGCGUGCGUGAGUGUCAGAACUUGUAAAAUACUGAUCAUUCUAUCAUGAUGUGCAUUGGCCAGUUGUAAUCAGUUGCUGUUGUUAAUGUCAUCAAGAGACCAUAGCAGCAAUAUUUUCUACAGUGCAGUAGUCUUAAAGUUACUUUUAAUUGCCUUAUAUAGAAAUUAAAACGUAUUAUUUUGAUUAGAUUUUUCAUUGUAGUGCUGUUGUAUUUAUUACUUUCAAGUCAUUUGUUCAAUACCGUAGUUGUGCUCCUGAGAAUGUGUAUAUAGAAUUAUAAAUACAAAUAUAAAAAUAUAUAAAUA
Coregonus clupeaformis (lake whitefish) is the source of this 4524-nucleotide messenger RNA. Its product is annotated as phosphatidylinositol 4-phosphate 5-kinase type-1 gamma. Gene Ontology annotation, biological process: phosphatidylinositol metabolic process. NCBI's taxonomy places the organism in Eukaryota, Metazoa, Chordata, Actinopteri, Salmoniformes, Salmonidae. The transcript is spliced from 19 exons. Gene Ontology annotation, molecular function: phosphatidylinositol kinase activity. The record is from RefSeq and is a predicted model, not a curated record. The coding region runs from base 347 to 2662 and encodes 771 amino acids.